AAGAGGAGGAAGAAAGGUUUCCACAUCUCAGACAGUUCGGCUUGACGCGCCGAGUCUGAUUUUACGCACGAGAGCGCGCUGAUUUUGUGCUAAAGGCUUAAAGUUAUUUACACUAACUUUAUUAACUUAUAGCGCCUACAACACUUUUGGAGCCGACACAAGAAAACUUGUUUUGCCUUUCAAUUCACGUUUUGUGCGCUAGAGUGACACAUUACUCACGUCAGUGCGCAAUUGUGACUCCCGUCGCAUGAUUUUGUCGUCUAUUCGUAUUUAUCAUGGUCAGUUUGUUUAGGUAGAAAGAAAAAAAUGACAUUUUGACAAUUAGAAUUGAUGUCCAUCGGCCAAGGACGGUUGGCAACGUUAACCCGCAUCUGGCCCAAGAUACAGAAGUGCAACACGCCCGCUUGAGCUUGAACCCACGGGCCACUUGGACCGAGUUGGGAAGUGACCCGCAUCCCUCGCGUGAGCGUCCGAAUUUCCCGCUGAGCUGAGGCCGGCGGCGCUGACAUGCUGCCCAAAAUCGAGAGUGACUCGCUGGGACUCUCUCGAUCGUAUGGGGAACAGGGACACAUGCCAAGAAACGUGCAAGUUCCACAAUUAAAAAUGAUGGACUACUCAUAUGACGAAGAUCUGGACGAGAUGUGUCCCGUGUGUGGAGACAAGGUUUCAGGCUAUCACUACGGGCUCCUCACCUGUGAGAGCUGCAAGGGCUUCUUCAAGCGCACGGUGCAGAACAACAAGCGCUACACAUGUAUUGAGAACCAGAGUUGCCAGAUUGACAAGACCCAGAGGAAGCGCUGCCCAUACUGCCGCUUCCAAAAGUGCCUCACUGUCGGCAUGAAGUUGGAAGCUGUGCGAGCAGAUCGUAUGCGAGGAGGACGCAACAAGUUUGGCCCAAUGUACAAACGUGACCGGGCCCUUAAGCAACAGAAGAAAGCGUUGAUCCGUGCCAACGGCCUAAAAAUCGAGGCUAUGAGCCAGGUGAUGCAGGCUGUCCCUACAGACCUCACCAUCUCAUCAGCCAUUCAGAACAUUCACUCAGCUGCCUCCAAAGGCCUUACAUUGAGCCAUCACGCUGGCCACCACACCAGUCACCACCAUCACCACCACCAUCAUGCCACUGCCUUACCCCCAACAGACUAUGACCGCAGCCCGUUUGUCACUUCGCCUGUCAGCAUGGCAAUGCCCCCGCAUGCCAGCAGCUUGCAGGGCUACCAAACAGCCUAUGGACACUUCCAAGGCACACGCACUAUCAAGUCCGAGUACCCAGACCCGUACACCAGCUCCCCAGAGUCCAUCAUGGGUUAUGCCUAUGUCGAUGCCUACCAGUCGGGCUCGCCUCCCAGUUUCCCCCACCUGAUCGUAGAGCUGCUCAAGUGUGAACCGGACGAACCACAGAUUCAAGCAAAGAUACUGGCCUACCUGCAGCAGGAGCAGGCCAGCCGGGGAAAGCACGAAAAGCUCAACACCUUUGGUCUCAUGUGCAAGAUGGCUGACCAAACGCUUUUCUCCAUCGUGGAGUGGGCUCGCAGCAGCAUCUUCUUCCGAGAACUCAAGGUUGAUGACCAGAUGAAGCUUCUGCAGAACUGCUGGAGUGAACUUCUAAUCCUGGACCAUGUCUUUAGGCAGGUGGUGCACGCCAAGGAAGGCUCCAUUUUAUUGGUCACUGGUCAGCAGGUAGACUACGCAGUGAUUGCAUCCCAGGCUGGAGCCACCCUCAACAAUCUAUUAAGCCAUGCACAAGAGCUGGUGGCUAAAUUACGUUCAUUGCAAAUGGACCAACGGGAGUUUGUCUGCCUGAAAUUCCUGGUCCUUUUCAGUCUUGAUGUGAAGAACCUGGAGAACUUCCACCUGGUAGAGAGCGUCCAAGAGCAGGUGAACGCAGCGCUGUUGGACUACGUCAUGUGCAACUACCCGCAGCAGUCGGACAAGUUCGGUCAACUGCUCUUGCGGCUGCCAGAGAUUCGAGCUAUCAGCUUGCAGGCUGAAGAAUAUCUUUACUACAAACACCUGAACGGCGACGUGCCAUGCAACAACCUGCUUAUUGAAAUGCUCCAUGCCAAGAGAGCUUAGGACAAGACUGCACUAAUUGCAAUGCAACGACAUGGACAGCUUUUGAGGAGCGAGGAAACAACCACAAAUGUCCUCCUUUUAUCUUCAAAUCAUAGCAGAGCCCAAACUUGACAACUUUGAAGAAUCCAAACAAACUGAGCAUACGUAUGAACAGAAAGAGGGAAAAAGUGCAGACUCACAGAACACAAAGAGGAACACUUGAACAAAUUAAAGACUUAAAAUGUUUAUAACCACAGUGACUCUACGAGAUGUUGUACAGUAUGUGGACUUGUGUUUUGACUUUACUUUUAGCUAUGGUUGGUACUGUACAGACAAGCAUUCAUGUGGUCAACCAAAGCGGACUCUUACCUGCUAUCACUGAACCUAUCGAUACAGCAGCGGCAGCUUGACCCGACCAAAAAUGUGAGGAGUGACUGUUAAAAUAAAAAAUAAAAAAAGAAAGGUCUGCAAAUCUAUGCCCCUCAUUGAUCAAAAGAGUACAGUAAUCAUUUGGAGGGUCACGUUAUUUGACCCCCUUGAGUCCUUUUAAACAUUGUACCUCAAAAAGUCUGCAUUUAUUUCAUAACAUCAGCUCAAUCAAAUGGUGUAUUUCCACUGGUCCUGCAUAGGGGCUGUUCUUCUUUUUUUCCAUUUUAGUACGGGAAAAAAAUGGGAAAAAUACCAACAACAACAAAAAACAAAUUGUUUUGGACAUGGUUAAAGCCGGCGUUUGCCCAGAAAGACCAAAGCUUGCUACAUAUGAAGGAAACUACACAAAAACGUUAUAAUCAGUAUUAUUUAAGAAAAAAAUGCAAAAAAAUAAACAAAAAAAUAUUGUGAUGUCACAGUCAUGUGAGUCUUGCCUUAUUUCAUUACCAUGCUAGCUAACUGUGCAGAUGUGAAUGAAAAUAUGUACAAAUAUAUAUAGAAAUAUAAAGUAUUAAUGUUGUAAAAUUUAAAAAAGGAAAAAUACAGGUGUUUACAUUCAUGUGAUUAUAUGGGAGACAACUGUGAUGAUGCAUAUAUUGCAAAGCAAUGAUUUCCUAAAAAGAUUACAUCAAUGACAUGAGGGGAAAAAAUUGGUUGCUUUUUUUCUUGUUGUCGUGUGUACAGUGCUUUUGCUUUAGUUUUAAUCCGUACUUAAAUUAUGUCGUGAGACACUAAAAUCAUGAGGGAAUCACCAAUCAAUUAUUAAUUUCUAUGUCUGCUGGCAUUUAAACGUAUACUUCAACUAUUGCUGUAUAGGUUUAAUUUUCUCUUUACACAUUUUUGUACAACUUUUAUCCAUUAUUUUACAGUGCUUUACCUUUUUGAUGUACAGAGUUUCACUGGUUACAGCUAAUAAUUAAGAUAAUUUAUUGCGUCUACUGGUUUCCAUCUUUGUGUUACAUGACGUGAGGUUUCAGCGCCACAAUAAA
Molecule: messenger RNA, 3470 nt
Organism: Corythoichthys intestinalis (scribbled pipefish)
Lineage: Eukaryota; Metazoa; Chordata; Actinopteri; Syngnathiformes; Syngnathidae
Gene: nr5a2
Product: nuclear receptor subfamily 5, group A, member 2
Exons: 7
Coding region: 508-2073 (521 amino acids)
Biological process (GO): tissue development; regulation of transcription by RNA polymerase II; hormone-mediated signaling pathway
Cellular component (GO): RNA polymerase II transcription regulator complex
Molecular function (GO): zinc ion binding; nuclear receptor activity; RNA polymerase II cis-regulatory region sequence-specific DNA binding
Source: RefSeq, a predicted model, not a curated record